This is a messenger RNA of Paramecium sonneborni, 812 nucleotides long. NCBI's taxonomy places the organism in Eukaryota, Ciliophora, Oligohymenophorea, Peniculida, Parameciidae. The record is from the annotation of a GenBank genome assembly.
AUGAGUACAACUAAUUUAGGCAGUCCUUCUUAUUACUUCUCUUCAUCAGCUCCUAAGCUAGAAAAUCUAUAACAGAGUCCUAAAAAAGAAUUUUUUGAUGCAUCUCGUUAAUUAGAAAAAGCAAAGCGAAGAGUCUAACUACUAAAACUAGAAAAUGAAAUUAGGUACUCUUAAAAUAUGAAUAUUCAUUUCAUAGAGAAAAGAAAGCUUAAAUACAAUAGUAAAAGACUGAACAAUUAACCAGAAUUCGUGAAGAUCAUGAAUAAUUUAAAGAAUUUGUAUAAUAAUUACAUUAUAUAUAGAAAUAAAUGCAUAGAGAAUAAGUUAAUAUGUAGAUUUAGAAUUUGGUAUCUCGAACACGUAAUCUUAAAAGACAAUAAUCACAAGAGAAAAUUUAUAUUUAAUAAAACUUCCUUUAGAUGAAAUAAUAAGAAGUCAAAAAUAUAAAAGUGUAGUCUUAAAAAAAUGAAUAGCUUAUUAGAUAGAAUCUCGAAAAUAUUAAAUAAUAAAAAUAUGAGCAAAAAUAAUAGAUUCUCACUCAAGAACAGUUAGCUUAAUAGAGUAUUAACAAUUUUCACAAAUAAAGAUAUUUCAAACAUUAACAAGAUCAUUAUCACUCGAAAUCUUAACAUAUGAUUGAAGCUGAAAAUAAACUAACUAUGAUAGAAGAAUUAAGAAAAUAAGAAGCUUAAUUAUUAUAAAGAUUAGAAACUACAGUUAUAUAUAUAUUUUAUAAAUAGUCUAAAUUGAAUACAAGCCUGGUUGUUCGAUAAAUAUCCACAACAACUCCAAAAACAGAAUUCAAUAAUUGA